Molecule: messenger RNA, 713 nt
Organism: Ruditapes philippinarum (Manila clam)
Lineage: Eukaryota; Metazoa; Mollusca; Bivalvia; Venerida; Veneridae
Exons: 3
Coding region: 122-466 (114 amino acids)
Source: RefSeq, a predicted model, not a curated record
ACCCGAAAAUGAUCUAUAUUUAACCGGGCAUUUCACGAGGAGCAUUCGCUUUAGCUUGACGUGUUUAACAUAGCUUGGCAUAGUCAAAGUUUCUCCGGAUUUUACACAGUUAUACUAAAAGAUGAAUUUGCUAUUAGGCUUUUGUUUGUUUUCUCUUGCUGUCUACCAUGUAUCCGGCCUGGAAUGUUACGAGUGCGCCUUAGGGUGUAAUGAUGAGUUCAAGUCUGAUGGCGUGGCCAAGGACACCUGUAGUGGUUCAUGUUUGAAGACGAAAUCAAAUGGGGCCGUCGUGAGAACUUGUCUACCGUUUGUAAAGAAGGACGAAUGCGAGGAAAAAGACGAUGUUAGUGUGUGCGCCUGUACGUCAAAUCUUUGUAACGCAGCCACCAUUGAGUCCUUGUCAACGUUCGCUGUGAUCACGACUGUUGCGUGUGUCUGUCUUAACAUCUUCAGAAAUAUCUUCUAAUCAUUAAAAUCAUGAAAUAGACUGUAUAUUCAAAAACUUUUGAUUGGUAUCUUAUCUAUUUUUUUCCGAAAAAACGUUUCUAAAAAUGUCUUCCAUUCUAUGCAAUGUGACGUAAUCAGUUCUUUUUAUACUAGUGUGCAUGUAUAACUUUGUAGAUGUGUUUCUUAAUAUUUUUUUUAUUAAAAUUUGUAAUUUUCAUAGCACCUUUUUAUGUUUAUUGUUGAAAUUAAUAAAGGUAUAUCUCUGA